CUUUUCUUCUUAGGUACUCUUGUCAGGACUGAUUGGUGUUGUUGCUUGGAAACGGCCCCUCUCACUUGUGAUAACCUUUUUUAUGCUGCUGUCUGCUGUGUGUGUCAUGCUCAACUUGGCGGGUUCCAUUCUCUCCUGUCAAAAUGCACAACUAGUCAGUUCUCUUGAAGGCUGUCGUCUGAUAAACAUCAAUAGUGAUGGAGUAUGUGUUUGCUGUGAAAUGCAGCAUCAGACAUCAGGCUGCAGCAACCCUGGAGAAACUUUGAAACUAAACCCUUUGCAAGAGUGCAGUGCUGUGAGACUGACACUUAAGGACCUGUUGUUCAGUGUGUGUGCUCUGAAUAUCAUCUCCACAAUCGUCUGUGCAUUGGCUACGGCAAUGUGCUGCAUGCAGAUGGUCUCUGCUGAUGUUCUACAACUGUUUCUACCACACAGAGGACACGCCACCAGUAUGGACUGUAUGAUGGCUCAUGGAACAAUUCUUCACCAGAUGUUGGAUUUUGAUGAGUUUAUUCCACCUAUCCCACCCCCUCCAUAUUACCCACCUGAAUAUACCUGCACACCUGUCAUGGAUGUACAAAGAGGACUUCAUCUGGACUUCCCACACUCUCCUUUCAGUACAUUAUAUGAGGUGUCUAUAAACAGUCCCGGGAUCCUCUAUCCAUCUGAGCUGCCACCGCCGUAUGAAGCCGUGGUUGGCCAAACUCCUGUAAGCCAGGGACCCAGUAUAGACCAGCAGGUAACAGAAUCCAGUCUUGGUGACAGAAAUACUACAGCCGGCUUCAGCACACAAGUGUCUGUGGAUAGCACUUCCAUUCUUGUAUCUGAAGUAGCCGAUAUUCCAGCCCAUAGCUGUUCCUCAGAAGACCUCUGUUCUCUGGAAGUUCAGAGCUCUUUACGUUCUGCAGACUUUUCUCCAUACAGUACCAUACGUACAGCAGCUACAGGAAGUAGCUGUGCUAGCUUGGAACAUAGUCUCCGCUGCGGCCUUCACCUCACCAAUUCACCGUGUUCACCUGAUGAUGAUGGAAGCAGAGCCUCCACAGAUAGGUCUCAGAGGCCGGAUUGUGACAGUUAUACACAGUCUAGAUCCUUGGACUCUUCCACUGAAAAUUUCAGCACACAAGAAAGAGAAUCUCAGCUUUCUGCAAAAGAAAGAAAAGUGUCACACAUACCUAUCAAAAUGUGCUGCGGUGUAUUUAGCCAACCACCUGGGCAAUCCCUGCCAUCACCUGGCACCCUACCUGUAAAUCCAGCACCUCACUCAGGACGCCUGGAAAAGGCUAUCCAGCAACAUCAUGCUAGGAAAUACCGGAUUGCCAGUAUAGUCCGGUCCACCAGUGACCCCAUUUCCUGCACAUCCAGCACAGAAGCCCCAUGUUCUUAUCCUUACAUGACUGCUUCUGCCUGCCAAGAAACAGGAAACCAUUUUUUAUUAGGAAAGCAGAAAGACACAAAAAGAGGGACUCAUCGAAUCAAGCCCAAAGCCCUGAAGAACCUCUCCAAAGAGAGACCAAAUUCACUGGUGGACCUAAAAACUUACAAGGACACAAAGAUUUUGGUGGCAAAGUUUCUGGAACAUUCAAAUUGUCACCUUUCUCCAGAAGUGCAGCAUGUUGUGAACAGUAUUAAAUCUGUCAUUAAGUCAGAUGAAAGGCACAUGGAGGAAGCCAUCUUUAGUGCCAACAUUAUAGACCAGGUGAUCACCAGCUCUCAACAGAAUAUCAGUAUGUCAAGAAAACGACUACAAGAAGACCUUCAUCUUCGGAGCUGUGGAGCUCUUAGCUCUCCAGUAGCAUUUCUGCACAGAAUUCAUCUAGCCCGCGAUAUGGAUCAGGGCAGACCACAUAGUCUAAUUGGUGUUUGCAGAGAAACCAUCCUUUGAUUAAUGGCUAACAGAUUGCAUGCAAAACUGUUACUUUUUAAUCCAGCUCUAUAAUCCGAACCAACUACAACAUGGCAUCUCCUUUCUGGACUUGAUCAUACAUGGGACGAGAGACUCCAAACUUGAAGAGGUCCCUGAAUGUAAUAAGUUCUGCAACAACAAUGCAAGCUUUAUUUUCACACAAAAAACGCCUUUUUUUUGGGGAAUAGAUGUCUGGGGUUUAUUCUAUUUUUAUUUGAAAAUAGAGAUUUGGAUAUUGCUGCCAUGUAGCUUCAUUUAUUGUAUACCAUACUCUGAACAAUGAUCACCUUGUAAACAAAGAGAACCAUUUUGUGAUGCUGCAAGCUUGCAGAUACCAUUAUCAAAUUGUAUCUUAUUUGUUCUGCCAAUGAAACGUAGCCUAAUUAAAAAAAAUAAAAAUCUUCAGAAGAAGGAA
Nanorana parkeri is the source of this 2321-nucleotide messenger RNA. RefSeq names its product family with sequence similarity 189 member A1 (gene ENTREP2). The transcript has 10 exons. The coding region runs from base 83 to 1885 and encodes 600 amino acids. The record is from RefSeq and is a predicted model, not a curated record. NCBI's taxonomy places the organism in Eukaryota, Metazoa, Chordata, Amphibia, Anura, Dicroglossidae.